UUUUAUGCUUUAUAUCUCUCGCAUCUCAAAAACUGCUCGACAGUUGAUCCGGCAGAGAGACAACAAACUCUCAUUAUCUUUAUAGAUUUGAGGACAAGACUGAUUGUUACUGCAUUACCCGAGAGUAUGGGCUCCUGCUACGAGGCAAGACUUUAUUAUCUCUUGAUCGCUCUGGUGUUUCUUGCUGGUUCAGUCUCUUGUGCAGAUUCCUGUGACUGGGAAAGCUGUAAGAGAAUAUACGAACAAAACACUAACAUAACUCGUAAUAUCACAAACGAACAGUUUUGCUCUUACAUCACAGAAGCAGAGUUAUGCAUAGAACCUUGCGAGGGCGGAAAUGUAGAUCUGCAAAUAUUUAAAGUAACGCUGAAAAACAAUAAAAAAACGAGGGAUUGCUCGCAACCUACACCAGCGCCUUCCUCUACCAGUAGUAGCAGCAGUACUGAAACUGCUAAUCCUACACCAACUCCAUGUCAUUUACCAGCGUUCUCUUCAGGAGUGGUCUCACAGCCAAAGACAGCAGAGUACAAACCAGAAGUCUCGCCAUCUCAUGGGAUUCUAUGCAAGCCCCACCAGUAUCACGCGCUGAGACAAUGCAGCCUCUUCACUUACUCUCACUUAGAGAGAUUCAACAGGUCUACGGGUAGUUGCAUACUGCCCGGAUCAUGGUACCUACUGAAGCACCCGGACGUCAGUAUCGAAGUGACUGGACAAGUCAAGAGCAAACCAUUCGGCCUAUACACUGGACUUAACAAGGUUAACAUAACAUUCAGGUCAAAAGACUGCACGCUAGGAGCAACAUUCAACUACAUUGCUACAGCAGAUUCUCCUUUACCCGAUGACGUCAGCUCAAGUAACUCAGCCGUGAAAGACAUAUACAGUCCGCUUGAGGUUAAUGUCGAUUCCUCUAAGACGACGGCAAGCAUACUAGCACCAUGGCUGAACCUGACUGUGGUUAUACGGAAAGAGGGAGAGCACCUGAGUGUAGUACUGAGACUACCGGCUGAUUUGGUGGACGAGAGUGAGGGUUUGUGCCAGACCGGCUGUCCGAGUUUCAUGCAUUAUGAAACCAGCCAAAUACGAUCGCAAUCCUGCAGCAAUGACUCGUGGAAUGCUUUGAUUCAAUGUUCAAGAUUCUUACUUAAUUUCGAUCCCAGAAACACAGCCCAGAGCGCUACCCUCACUCAGUUAUGUCAGACUGAUGUUAUAUACACUAAUACCUACUCCAUAAUAUCCCUCUAUCGUGGCAUUGCUCAAGAUUUGCUAGCACUUCCUAGGACUGGGGCAUACAUCACGCCAGAGCCCUACCCACCAGAUAAUGGUAUCAAUAUACAUAAUGGUACUAUCACUACCAGUAGCAGCACUGCACCAUCUGUCAUUCAUCCUAGCUCCACUGAUAAACCUCUUACUACAAAUACUCUUAUCAGUAGCAGUGAAGGAUGGACUCUAACUACUUCAACACAUGCCACGCAACAAGGAUCCUCCUAUACUACCUCAGUAUCAUCUUCCAAGUCUCUCUCUUCGACAUUAGCGACUAGCACCUCCUCCUCUGCUUCUCUCUCUUCCUCUUCUACUAAAAAUAAUCCCUUACCAACCAUCCGUAUUGAACUACCUUCCUCAGGGAUGGUCCAAUCCUACACACUAACAAUAUUAGUAUUGUCAGUCUUGGUCUCUCUUACUUGCAUAUUGACUUUAUGAAUCAUUUUUAUACGCACAGACAGUAUAAGCACUAUAUAUAUUAUAUUGACAAUAACCACAACAGACUUUGUGUUUAUAUCUUUAUUUUUGUCUAGCUCCCUCUCCAUCUCUUGUAUUCAUGAUUUUAUUGUAUUAUAUAUUAUUAUUUUUAUUUUUUAUAACUAUUAUCAUUAUGUAUUGAUGUAUAUCAGAAACAAUUUCGCUACAA
Molecule: messenger RNA, 1906 nt
Organism: Amphimedon queenslandica
Lineage: Eukaryota; Metazoa; Porifera; Demospongiae; Haplosclerida; Niphatidae
Exons: 3
Coding region: 127-1698 (523 amino acids)
Biological process (GO): BMP signaling pathway
Cellular component (GO): plasma membrane
Molecular function (GO): coreceptor activity
Source: RefSeq, a predicted model, not a curated record